Oppiella nova is the source of this 1275-nucleotide messenger RNA. Lineage: Eukaryota; Metazoa; Arthropoda; Arachnida; Sarcoptiformes; Oppiidae. The record is from the annotation of a GenBank genome assembly.
AUACCAUAGAGACUGUAGGCGCUAUGGAUAUGCUGAAAAGUGAGGUGAAGCUACUUUUGCUACGGAACUCGCAGUUGGAAAGCGAGAAUAGCACCUUGCACACCUCCGAGGUGAGGUUAAAGCACCAGUUGUACAACGAGCGGCAACUGUGCAAGGUGCUUGAGCGUGUCAAAGUGGCUCAGAACGAGUAUAUUAACAAACUCAAUGCCCUGCUCAUUGAGCUCACGCUCGAGCCUAACGGUGCCGAUGGUGGUGUUGGUGGACAGGGAGCUGAUUAUCAACAGCUCCGUACGGAUAUCAAUAACUGCGUCAAUGUAUGCAAACGACUGCAGAGUGAGUACGAGUCGUGCAAACAGUCGCUCCUGAAGUCGUAUACGACUAGUGCUACCGGAGCUGCGAGUGCCGCCACCACUACUACUACCACUACCUCCGUGUCCACCAACUCGACGGCUAUAGGAGGCCCCGUACCUCCCGGUCCCUCCGUUAAGUCGUUGGACUCGACGCAGACAUCGGUGGACGAGUCGGAGGACAACGAUAUGCUGGGAACCGAUGUGUCACAGGAGGACACGGAUGACGAUCUGGACGAUAGCGAUGAGGACGACGACGACCAGGAGAUGCCUGAACUCGACUUAAUCGACCUCCAGAUGGACGGUAUGGACGGCAAUGGGAACCAUAGUAUGGGCGGUGCGGACGAGGAGGAGGAGGAGGACGACGACCCGAACGGCGCCGGCGAAGGCUAUCUCGAUAUGACGGACAUGGAGUUCAUACCGAAGCGAACGCUACCGAAAGGCGCCCGCAAGUCGUUCCCCAACGGCGGCGGACCCAGACUUAUGAUGAGUCCCCCGAAGCGCCGGAAGACCGAUAAGACGAGAGGUUUCAAGACAUCGCAAAAGUUUGGCGAUAAGUUCCGCUGCAAUUGGCCGGACUGUAUGUUUAUCUCGAGUUAUAAGCAAAACGUGGAAAGACAUUAUAGAGUACAUACGGGUGAGCGGCCGUUCAAAUGCCAAUUCAAGGACUGCUCGUUCUCGGCCUCCCAGGCCGGCAACCUGAAGGUCCACCAGACCAGACACGGCCACCAGACGCCCAAUGCACACAAGAUUAGAGUGAAGUCGACCCACAACGCGGUCCGAGCCAUGUCCGAGUCGCCCAACUCUAAGAGCAAAUAGGAUUUAUUAUAACUAAUUGAAUAGGAGUUCCCGCAAAACACACAGCGACUGAUCCGCAGUACAAAUGGAAAACUGAUUUUAUAUUAACUAUUGAAUGAAAUGAACCGAU